UAUGCCCUUGUUUGGAAUGUUGUUAUACAAAUGUUAGUGCCAAUGAUUUGCAAGAUCACUUAAUAUGUAAUGGAAUUGAUAAAAGCUAUACAUGUUGGACAAUGCACGGGGAAAAGAAAACUAAGUCCGCUAAUUUCUGGGCCCACACAACCAGGAAAUGAUAUAGACAUAUACUUGGCUCCAUUAAUUGAAGAUUUAAAGCAUAUGUGGGAGACAGGUGUAGAGGUAUAUGAUGAGUACAAAAAAGAAUCCUUCAUAUUGAGGGCUAUGUUAUUUGGAACAAUUAACGAUUUUCCAGCCUAUGGGAAUCUAUCAGGCUAUAGUGUCAAAGGAAAGUGUGCAUGCCCCGUAUGUGAAGAUCAUACGAAUUGGAUACGGUUGGAACAUUGUCAGAAGAAUGUAUUUCUUGGGCACCGUAGAUUCUUAAAUACCAAACAUCAUUAUCGGAAAUGGAAAAAAGCAUUUAAUGGUGAAUCAGAAGAAGACAGAGCUCCGUCGCCUUUGACUGGCGAUCAAUUAUACGAAAAAGUCAAGCUUUUGAGCAGUAAAUUUGGAAAGCCUUUUUCAGGGGAACUUGUCACUGGUGGAUGGAAAAAAAAGUCAAUUUUCUUUGAAUUGCCAUAUUGGAAGUCAUUGUAUGUACGACAUUUCCUUGAUGUGAUGCAUAUUGAAAAAAAUGUUUUUGAUAGUGUCGUUGGUACAUUACUCAAUAUACCAGGAAAGUCUAAGGAUGGCAUCAAUGCAAGGUUAGACAUGCAAAGUAUGGGAUUAAGGAAUGAACUGAGGCCGGUUAAGAAGGAUGGGAAGCGUACAUUUCUACCUCCAGCAGCUCAUACUUUGUCAAGAAAAGAGAAAAAGAUCUUUUGUAAGUUUCUUCACAAUGUUAAAGUUCCAGAGGGUUACUCUUCAAACAUUAAGAGCUUGGUAUCUAUGAAGGAUCUCAAAUUAAAGGGUUUAAAGUCUCACGAUGGUCAUGUUUUAAUGGGGAAUUUUCUUCCAAUUGCUAUACGUUCCAUUUUGCCUGAAAAUGUGCGAUGGACCAUAACUAAACUUUGUUUCUUCUUCAAAGCUAUUUCUAGCAAAGUUAUUGACCCUGAGAAGUUGCCGACACUACAAAAUGAAAUUGUUGUCACCUUAUGUGAGCUUGAGAUGUAUUUCCCCCCUCUUUUUUUGACAUAAUGGUUCAUCUA
Molecule: messenger RNA, 1190 nt
Organism: Medicago truncatula (barrel medic)
Lineage: Eukaryota; Viridiplantae; Streptophyta; Magnoliopsida; Fabales; Fabaceae
Exons: 2
Coding region: 70-1179 (369 amino acids)
Source: RefSeq, a predicted model, not a curated record